Messenger RNA from Centruroides sculpturatus (bark scorpion), 606 nucleotides. RefSeq lists its product as uncharacterized. The record is from RefSeq and is a predicted model, not a curated record. Lineage: Eukaryota; Metazoa; Arthropoda; Arachnida; Scorpiones; Buthidae. The transcript is spliced from 3 exons. Bases 1 to 606 code for a protein of 201 amino acids.
AUGCCACUUUGUCAAUUCUCGUUAUUUCGUUGGAUGAAGGAUGUUGAUUCCGAGGAAUUUUUUAACUACACAAGAAUGAAUGUGGAUCUCUUCCAUGAGCUGUCGAGACAUCUGUGGAGAAGACUAUACAAACCACAUGGUCAAGCAAUUAAUCCAGAAACGAAACACACACUGACAUUAAAAUACCUGGCCCAGGGAGGCAGUAUUCAAAGUAUGGCUUGGGAUUAUAAUAUAGGAAAGUGUACAGCUAGAAAAAUCAUACUGGAGGUCUGUACAGCAAUAUGGGAGGAACUGAAGCCAACAUAUAUGGCUUCAUUAUCAUAUCCAGAAUGGUUGCAGAUAGAAAACAAAUUUUGGGAGAAAUGGCAGUUUCCUCUCUGUCUAGGAGCUACAGAUGGAAAACACAUCAGGAUCAAGGCACCACCAAUAUCCAGAUCAAAAUUUUUUAAAAUCAAAAAAUUUUUUAGCAUUGUUCUGAUGGCUGCAUGUGAUGCAGACUACAGAUUUACAUUUGUAGAUGUAGAAGCAUAUGGGAGUGACUCUAAUGCAACUAUCUUGUCAUUGUCAGCCUUUGGAAGCAGUCUCCUUAUAACAUUGAAAAGUUAA